This is a messenger RNA of Colletotrichum truncatum, 1629 nucleotides long. Its product is annotated as reverse transcriptase domain protein. NCBI's taxonomy places the organism in Eukaryota, Fungi, Ascomycota, Sordariomycetes, Glomerellales, Glomerellaceae. Gene Ontology annotation, molecular function: zinc ion binding; nucleic acid binding. The record is from RefSeq and is a predicted model, not a curated record.
AUGUGCCCACUGCGAAAGGAUCAGAAAUCUCAACGUAAAGAAGAUGUUGCGACCAACUGUUACGACCCGUCAGAUGCACUUAACAGACCCACUGGGUCGGGCGGCUACGACAGGACAUAUAACGACCUCUACGAACCAGUGCAUGCAAAAGAGAAUAGUGGAUGGUACCCUCAAAACCCAGCAGGACGAUCGGGAUACGACACCACCAACAUACCCAAGGCCAUUGCUGUGAUAGACCGAUACACCGGUGGACCGGAUUACACUAAGCAGCGACAAGAGCCACUCGACGACUGGGAACAAGCGAAGAAGGCCGCGGAACUCAACAACGCCUUCCAAGAUGGUAGCAUUGUGUACCAACCGGGACUCUUAUGGGACAUCCCACGCCUCGCCAACUAUCGACAGACGAAUAAAGUAAACACCCCGGAAAGUCUCUCAGAAGAAGAAGCCAGGAAACUCGAAGAAGAAAACGAGACAGCCAUCAAACGGAUACAAGACGCCAUCAACUACACGAUGCAAAUUCGAAACAACAGCGAAGUUGGAGACACCCUCCAACACAUGCGGAAAACCCGAGACCGCCGCAUCGCACUACGCGGAAACACCCGAGGACAGUAUCAACUCAAGUACAAAGCAACCCAAUUUGUCUACCGACCCCAAAACGAUGGAAAGACGGAACGAACCCUCGCGGUAGCCAGCAAAUACGCCCGCAAAGCCACCGAGCAAUUGGAUGAAAUGCUGAGACAACAACAAUUCAGGGACGCCAGCACCCAGACCCGAGUAUACCAAGCAAAGGACAACCUAAGCCAACGAUGGAGCUCACCAUAUACCACGGUAGCCAGCGACUCGACCUUUGAAUUGCCACAAAGAACCCGCGCUACUCCUCAACCCAUCUCGGAAUGGGCUGAAGACGUCGCAGACGGACCACCCUCGGCGGAAGUACGUCCACAAGGAACGUCGAUAGACGAUACCGACCCGGAAGACGCAGAAGAAGAACACCAUCUCGACAGAAUGGAAAAAAUUAAGGAAGUACUAGAAUACAAAUACAUCGACCCCCAAGACGACUGCCAACAGAUCGCCUUCCAUGCAGAAGAAUAUCAUAACAAAAUCCCUACAACAAUCACACAAACCCGGGAUGAAGAAAUAUUCUUGGAAGACGAUCCCAGGAUUACGACACAGCACAGAGAACACAAGGAGAUAGCAUGGAUCUACUGCAUCUUCGAUCACUGCGCCUACCAUCUCUUAAAGAAAGCAGAAAACGAACUAUACCCCAAAAGAAAAGAAGAACUGCGAAUCCGCAGAGCCCAUGAGGAACAAGAACUCUCAUAUUGGGAAGUACGGGGAGAACCCGGAGAAUGGAAAACCAACAACAAUGGAAUAGCAUUCCUACGACCCAGCGUCGAAUACCCUCAGAAGUGUGUGAACCACUUCACGGGAGUCUGGUGGAAUUGCAGGGAAGACCUAUGCAAACUCCACUACAUUCCAAAAAGCGAAAGUUGGAGAUUCCGACAACAAGAACUAGACAAGCAAGGACAGGACGGCGAGACGCCCAGCCCACCUCGUCUAGGAAUCAGAGAAAGUAACCUCGGCAGAGACCGAAAGAAGGGCGAGAAGGCCCUCUACUCAAAAAACUAG